This is a messenger RNA of Oldenlandia corymbosa var. corymbosa, 2655 nucleotides long. The record is from the annotation of a GenBank genome assembly. NCBI's taxonomy places the organism in Eukaryota, Viridiplantae, Streptophyta, Magnoliopsida, Gentianales, Rubiaceae.
AUGGCUAGUUAUUGCAAUACUCUUUCCUCUUCAUUUUUGGCGUCCUCGUCUUUCCCCCAAAAUCAAUUUGUAUUUUGUUCAAAAUCUCAUAAGAAAUUCAUCUUUAGAAAAGUGGUAUCGUGCCACAACGUUGAAGACUCUGAAACCAGUGGCCAUUCAGAAUCAGAAUCGAGGUUUAAGAAGUCCCAUUUGAAUUUAGUUCGUCUAUCAGUAAGCUUAACUGUAAUUUCAGCUUCUCUUUCCCAGCCCUCAUUAGCUGCUCCCGCAAAAUUAUCUGAAAAGAAACGGACAGUUAAAAAGUCUGAGGCUUUGACUCCUCAAGAGCUGAGAAAAUGGUCUCAAGGGAUUCCUGCUGUGACCCAUAGGUUGCCCUAUAGUGAAAUUAUCUCCUUGAAAAGAGAAAAUAGACUUAAGCAUAUAAUUAAACCCCCUAAUGUUGGGUUUAAGCAAAGGCCUGAGGUUGUUUUGGCUGUUUUGGAUGAUUCUAAGGUUGUUAGGGUAGUGUUGCCUUCGGUUGAUGGAGACCCCAAAUUUUGGGCGGAAUGGGAUGAAAUGAAACUUGAUGAAACCUGUAUGAAUGCGUAUACCCCCCCUUUGAAGAAGCCUGAGAUCCCUUCACCUUAUUUGGGAUUUCUGGAGAGGAUCCCUUUAUGGAUGUUUUCGCUUAUCAAACCUAAGCCUCAGUCAAAGAAGGCAUUGGAGCUGAAGAAGAUGAGGGAGGAAUUUCAAAGAAGGAGGAAGGAGGAACUGGAAAAGAUGAAGGAAGAGAGGGAGAUGUUGGAAAAAGCAGCCAAAAUGGAGAAGAAAAUGUUGGAGAGGAGAAAGAAGCAGGAAAUGAAAAGGAUAAAGUUUGAAGAAUCGAUGCGCAAAGCGCAGAGAAGGUCUGAGGAUAUGUCAAGGUUAUGGGAUAAUUUAGCUAGUGAUCCCAAUGUAGUCGGAGCUCUUGGGAUGUUUUUCUUUUUCAUAUUUUACUAUACUGUUGUUUUGAGCUAUAAGAAGCAUCAGAAGGAUUAUGAGGAUAGGCGGAAGAUUGAGAAGGCUGAGGCUGAAGAGAAGAAGAAGAUGCGGGAGUUAGAGAGAGAAAUGGAGGGGGUGGAGGGUGAGGAUGACGAUGAGGAAGGAGCUACAGGAGAGCAGAAUCCAUACAUGAAGAUGGCAAUGCAGUUCAUGAAGUCUGGUGCUCGUGUUCGAAGAGCCCGAAAUAAGAGACUUCCACAAUACUUGGAAAGAGGUCUGGAUGUGAAGUUCUCAGAUGUUGCAGGACUUGGAAAAAUACGGGAAGAGCUUGAAGAGAUUGUCAAGUUUUUUACCCAUGGCGAGAUGUACCGCCGGAGAGGAGUUCGAAUUCCAGGGGGAAUACUUCUCUGUGGUCCACCUGGGGUGGGGAAAACUUUAUUAGCAAAAGCAGUGGCAGGUGAAGCUGGUGUCAACUUCUUCUCAAUUUCUGCAUCUCAGUUUGUGGAAAUAUAUGUUGGUGUCGGUGCUUCGCGUGUGAGAGCACUCUACCAAGAAGCAAAGGAAAAUGCUCCAUCUGUUGUCUUCAUAGAUGAAUUGGAUGCUGUUGGGAGGGAGCGUGGUUUGAUUAAGGGUUCUGGUGGACAAGAACGUGAUGCUACUUUGAAUCAGCUCCUUGUCUGUUUAGAUGGAUUUGAAGGUAGAGGAGAAGUCAUCACCAUCGCUUCAACUAAUAGACCAGAUAUAUUGGAUCCAGCACUUGUGAGACCGGGACGAUUUGAUCGGAAGAUUUACAUACCGAAGCCUGGGUUGAUUGGUCGCACUGAAAUUUUGAAGGUUCAUGCUCGUAAGAAACCAAUGGCUCCAGACGUGGACUAUAUGGCUGUUGCCAGUAUGACAGAUGGAAUGGUUGGUGCAGAGCUUGCAAAUAUUGUUGAGGUUGCUGCUAUUAAUAUGAUGCGUGAUGGAAGGACUGAGAUAACAACUGAUGAUUUGUUGCAAGCUGUACAAAUGGAAGAAAGAGGAAUGCUGGAUAGAAAAGAAAGGAGCCCGGAGAUUUGGAAGCAAGUAGCAAUUAAUGAAGCAGCAAUGGCAGUAGUAGCUGUGAACUUCCCCGACCUCAGAAAUAUUGAGUUUUUAACCAUUUCCCCUAGAGCUGGAAGGGAACUAGGAUAUGUCCGGAUGAAAAUGGAUCAUGUCAAAUUUAAGGAAGGAAUGUUAAGUCGCCAAUCACUCUUAGAUCACAUCACUGUUCAAUUAGCACCGCGUGCAGCUGACGAGUUAUGGUAUGGUGAGGGUCAGUUGAGCACAAUCUGGGCGGAGACCGCAGACAAUGCUAGGUCAGCUGCUCGAACUCUUGUUCUUGGUGGUCUUUCUGACAAACAUCAUGGUUUGAAUAACUUCUGGACUGCUGAUCGAUUAAAUGACAUCGAUUCUGAGGCGUCACGGAUCAUUGAUAUGUGUUAUGAACGAGCUAAAGAGAUCCUGGAGCGGAACCGAAUACUUAUGGACACGGUGGUUGAUGAACUGGUUGAGAAGAAGAGCCUGAGCAAGCAAGAGUUUUUCAAAUUGGUUCAGUUGCACGGGUCGAUUCAACAUAUGCCUACAAACAUAGUUGAUAUCAGAUCAGCUAAGCGUUCGCAGUUGCAGGAAGAGUUAACCAGACAUAAUAAGAAGCAACCAACUGUGGAAACAGUAUGA